AUGCAAUUCGGCCAGGGCGGGGGCGGGGCCGUCAGCGUGUGCAUGCCCGUCCGGUCCGGCCAAGAGUCCCCGCGGCUGCACCUCGGCAGCGUCCGUGUCGACUUCAUGGACACGCAUCCAGCAUACUGCACGGUAAACAAGUUUGCCUUCUGCUACGCCAAGUGCGAGGUUCUCCAGCGGAUGACGUCAAAGAUGCUGCGAGGCACUGCCGCCGUCGCCCUAGAGGCGGCGUGCUCAGAAACCGAAACGGGCGCGCAGCUGAUACUGGUCGUCUGCAAUGGAAUCGUCGUCGGCAGCGUCGGUGGAGAGACGGCUGCGACGCUCGCCGGCGCGAUUGCCGCGGGCGAGCUCGAUCUCGUGGGCGGCAACAGGGCACCCUCGUGGAGCGAGGCCGACUUUGACGUGUUUCUCCUCGGCCACCGCAGAGCGGGCGCCGCGUGCGAGUGGGCGGAGCGGCUGAGCGCGCGCUGCGAUGGCUUCGAGGCGCACGUCGCAAUGGCGCCGAAGAAGAAGCCUGCACACGGCCGCAAGGCCAAGGGCGUCAUGCAAGGCGCUCAUCGUCCUCCAAAGGAGGUCUCUGGUGCAGCCGGCUCGCGCGGUCCGUCUGAGCCCUCGUCACGAUCGGAAGCACCACAAUACGAGGCUGUCGGCGGCGAGUGGGUGGUGUGCCAAAAGCAGACGCGCAGUCAGCGAGCUGAAGCCGCUCAAAAGGCCUCUCGCGCGUCUACCGUCCAAAAGGCGCGGCUGCCCGCCGCAGCCGCCGCCUCCAAGGCUGGGCAGACCGCCUCCGCUUGCGUUCGCCAACCCGGCUACGGCAAAGGUCGGUCACCCGCGACCGCCACAGGCGCCAGGACGGCGCAGCGGCCUCGCCUUGAGGACUCGCAGCUGACUAGCGCCGCUGGCGUCGCGACGGGUAGCCUCAGCGUGCAGCUGGCGGAGGCUGCGGCCGCAGACGCACUCGAGGCCCUCGAGACCGGUGUGCAGACUAGGCAAUCUGCGUUGGCGAGGUCGCAGCUGCUGCGAGCGCAGCGGGCGGAGAUUGAGACUGCGCUCGCCAAUCUGCGCGAGCUCUGGCAGGAGAAGGAGCGCGACAUGCUGCGCCUGCUCUCCAACCCGCAGGCUGCGUGGGGCACAGAUGCCGUCUGGCAGCUGUCCAUGGCCGAGUUUGCCUUGGAGACCAUGGACGAGAACGCCGUCGCACUCAAGCCUCGCCGGCUAGGAAU
Emiliania huxleyi CCMP1516 is the source of this 1223-nucleotide messenger RNA. RefSeq lists its product as hypothetical. The transcript is spliced from 2 exons. NCBI's taxonomy places the organism in Eukaryota, Haptophyta, Isochrysidales, Noelaerhabdaceae. The annotation marks the transcript as partial. The record is from RefSeq and is a predicted model, not a curated record.